AUGGAAGUUGAAAAAGAUCAAGUAUCAAGUGAUAAUUAUAUUGAUAAUUCUUCUAAUUUAGUAAAGCUUUGUAGAAUAAUUGGUCCACAAUUAUUUAUAUUUAUAAUGUUUAUUGUAUAUAUGAUUGUUGGUACAUAUAUUUAUAUGUCAAUUGAACCAUCAAUGAAAGAAGAAGGUUUUUGGAAAAUUUUUGUUUUUGUUUUUACAACAUUAGCAACUAUUGGAUAUGGAAAUAUUGCACCAAUUACAAUAUGUGGUAAAAUUUUUACAAUUUUCUAUACAUUUAUUGGAAUUCCUUUAUGUUUGCUUACAUUAGCUAAUAUUGGAAAAUUAAAUAUGAAAUGUUAUUGGAUGGUUUUAAUUUGUUUAGGAAUGAUGCUUGAAAAAAUUCCAAGAGGUGUGGCAAAAUUACCAAUACUUCCAUUGUCAGUAUUAUUUUUUUUAACAUUUAUUUAUGGAAGUUAUAUUGUUUAUGAUCCUAAUAAUUGGGAUGUUGUAAAUAAUAUAUAUUUUCAAAUGAUAUCAUUCAGUACAAUAGGUUUUGGUGAUAUGGUUCCACAUUUUAAUGGAUAUAUACAUUCAAUUGCUGUUGUACUUUUUUUAAUGUGGGGAUGUAUAUUGAGUGCUAUGAUAGUCGCAACAAUUUCUGAAAAAAUUGAAAAAAUACAUAAUUUAGGUGAUUUGGUUAUCCGUAAUGAUAAAUACCUUGUUCAAUUUGGUGAUAAACAUAUAAAAAUUUCUGAAUUAAUCGAUAUAUUAUCAGAUGAAUUUAAAGUACCAAGAAGAAGAGUUCAUUCUAUGAUAAAAUCAAUGGAUGAAUGGGCAUCAAGAGCAAAAUUUUCAGAAGAAAAUCUUACAAAUUUAUAA
Molecule: messenger RNA, 867 nt
Organism: Strongyloides ratti
Lineage: Eukaryota; Metazoa; Nematoda; Chromadorea; Rhabditida; Strongyloididae
Product: Two pore domain potassium channel family and Two pore domain potassium channel domain-containing protein
Exons: 4
Coding region: 1-867 (288 amino acids)
Biological process (GO): potassium ion transmembrane transport; stabilization of membrane potential
Cellular component (GO): membrane
Molecular function (GO): potassium ion leak channel activity
Source: RefSeq, a predicted model, not a curated record